Messenger RNA from Puccinia graminis f. sp. tritici CRL 75-36-700-3, 741 nucleotides. RefSeq lists its product as uncharacterized. NCBI's taxonomy places the organism in Eukaryota, Fungi, Basidiomycota, Pucciniomycetes, Pucciniales, Pucciniaceae. The record is from RefSeq and is a predicted model, not a curated record. The transcript is spliced from 5 exons. Gene Ontology annotation, biological process: tail-anchored membrane protein insertion into ER membrane. Gene Ontology annotation, cellular component: GET complex. Bases 136 to 741 code for a protein of 201 amino acids.
AGUGCCAUCCAUCCCGAUUUAUAACAACAAUUCGUCCUACACUCACAAGAAUCAGUUCCAGUCUGACCCCGACUUGCAAGAAGAGAUUCGCUCAUACAUCCGCACAUCCGAGAAAAAAGACAACGGAAUCGAUAGAUGCUCGGGUUUUAUAUCUUUUUCUUGGUCGCUUCGGCCCAAUUUAUCCAGUGGAUCGGGAAGACGAAGCUGAUCGAUUGGACACAUUACUUGUAUCUCUGGAUCUCCGGCUCGUCUCUGCUCAAGGAUCAAGCCAUACUCAAGACCCAGAUCCUCAAAACCAAGGUCGAAUUUCAGGCUACUUCGUCCCAGGAUCAGUUCGCUAAAUGGGCCCGUCUUCGGCGGAAGAUCGAUAAGGAUCUGGUCGAUCUUGAGGCGCUCAACAAAGAGAUCUCGUCAGCCAAGGUCCAAUUCGCCGCGCUGUUCUCAAGUCUCUUGUGGACCUUCACGAGCGGCUUCCAGUUCGUGCUGAUCUCAUGGUACCGUCGCUCGCCGGUCUUCUUCCUCCCACAAGACUGGUUCCCAUCGCCCAUCGUCUGGAUCCUCAGCUUCCCUUCGGCCCCUUAUGGUGCCGUGUCGACGACUGUGUGGACAAUCGUAUGUAAACGUGCACUCGCUCUUAGCGGAGCCAUCUUGGUGGACACCUUUGGCAUCUUCUCCGAACCUCCUCCGGUCGCGCAGGAGAGCCAGACACCGGCCUCGAAAGUACCGCCUUCGCUCAAAUAA